Messenger RNA from Scutellospora calospora, 292 nucleotides. NCBI's taxonomy places the organism in Eukaryota, Fungi, Glomeromycota, Glomeromycetes, Diversisporales, Gigasporaceae. The record is from the annotation of a GenBank genome assembly.
UGUCCUGUAGAAAAUGAAAAAAGAAUGUUGGUCUCUUUGGAUUUGAGGCAAAUGAAUAGGAUAUUAUCAUUGAGUAAAGAAAAUAUGUAUGUUGUAGUUGAAGCUGGCACUGUUGCACAGGACCUCGAGAAAGAAUUACGGAAAUGGGGAUUUACUUUAGGAUGGGAUGCUGAGAUGUUAGAAUUCUGUACUGUCGGUGGCAUUGCUUCCUUACGCUCAAAUGAUAUCAAAAGAAAUAUGAACGGUGACCUUGAAUAUAGUAUUAUAAAUUUCAAGAUGGUCACCCCUACAG